UCGGUUUAUCGAUUUGUAUAACCAAUUUUACGGCUAUCAAAUAUUCUGUUUUGACUCUUAAUCUUUAUCAGCCAUUAUAUUUUUCUUUUAAAUUCUUAUUUUCGGCGUGUAAAUUAAGCUUCGAAAAAUGAAUUUGUUACCAAAAACUCACGAAGAAUUCGCAACGGUUGACUACUGGAAUACUUUCUUCAAAAAGCGUGGUGAAAAGGCUUUCGAAUGGUAUGGCGAGUAUUUGGAAUUGUGCGAACAGAUUCACAAAUAUAUCCGGCCCAAUGACAAAAUUCUUAUGGUAGGCUGUGGUAAUUCCAAAUUGAGUAUGGAUAUGUAUGACUCUGGCUUUAAAGACGUAACUAACAUUGAUAUCUCCGCUGUGGCUAUUAAGAAAAUGCAAGAAAUUAAUGCCCGUAAUCGUAGCGAUAUGAAAUUCCUGCAAAUGGAUGCCACCAAUAUGAGUUUUGAUAACGAACAAUUCUCUGUGGCCCUGGACAAAGGUACAUUGGACGCAUUGUUUGUCGAUGACAGCGAAAGUACACAGAAAACAGUGGAAGCAUAUUUCAAAGAAAUCGGACGUGUAUUGCGAAAUGGUGGUCGCUACGUGUGCAUUACUCUGCUGCAGGAACACAUUUUAAAAUACAUUGUUGAAUAUUUCCCCAAAAAUGCAUUUAUGCUGCGUAUUGUUCAUUGUCCCGAUGCGGAUAAGGCUAAUCAGGAGAAAAAUAUCGAUAAUCCCGAUGCAGUUUCGAUGCCGGUGUUUACAAUUGUCGCCACAAAAUUCAAAUCAUUGCCAAUGCCGAUUCUGGAAUUCAGCUAUAGCAGUGAUAAAAUACAACGUUUCACGUCCGCCCUAGAUUUACAAAACUCGGUAAAAUCCUUGCAAACUGCUGCGGUAGUGUGCAAUGGUCUUGGUCGUACUGAUGUGGUGGGUCACAAUGAUGUUAGCAUAGAUUUGUGUAAACCGGGCGAGAACAGUCCCCGAUAUACGGUGCAUAUAGUGGAUCAACCCCCUGCCAGAGGUUUGGGAAAAUAUGCUGCUUUUAUUGUACCACAAGGAAGAGAAGUCGAAUGGUUGUUCGCCACCUCGAAGGGUCGCAAAAAACUUUUGGAACAAUCCAAAUUCCAACGAAUGGCUGUUGUAACAUUGCAUCGUGAUCAGAGCUAUCAAUCAAUGGAUGAAGUUAAGGCUGAAUUGGGGGAUAGUGUAAAGAGUUUUGCUCCCAUUGGUUUGAAAGAACAGAUCCCAUUUCUGUCAAUUGGUGCUGAUAUGGGUACUCGUACAACUCUGUUCAAAGGCAAAUCAGAUAUAUCAGGUGAUUUCUUGGUCGAAGAAAUCAAAGGUUCGGAUGGCAAAACUUUUCGACGCCUGAUUUUUAUGAACAAUCAAGCUGUUGUGCAGUCAGAGGCAUUGAUUAAAAAAGUUAAAAUUAAAGGCAAGGAUCAUGAUAAGAUUGACUUUGGCUAUUUAGCUUGUCAACAUCAUGCCUACAUGUCUUUGGGUGUGCAAUUGGUCGCCGAGUCCCAGGAGCAAGUGAAAAAAGUAUUGAUUAUUGGUUUGGGCGGUGGAGGUCUUUGUAUGUUCCUGCAUGAGGCCAUGCCAAAUGUUCAUAUAACUGCUGUGGAUAUUGAUCCCGCAAUGGCGAAUGUGGCUGAACAGUACUUUGGACUUCAGAAAGACGAUCGAAUGCGUGUAAUAAUUGAAGAUGGCUUAGAGUACCUGAAGAAUGUAUCAGAGCAAGGUCAAACAUUUGAUGCUAUUCUCUUUGAUGUUGACAGCAAAGAUCUGACACUGGGCAUGAGUUGUCCACCACCAGCAUUUAUGUCCAAUGAAGUCUUAACAAAUCUCAAAACGAUUUUAAGUGAAAAUGGUCUAUUCAUACUGAAUUUAGUUUGUCGCGAUGAAAGCUUAAGAGAUAAAACUAUUGACGAUUUGAAAACAGUCUUUCCCUCAAUGUGUUCCUAUCAAUUGGAUGAGGAUGUCAAUGAAAUUGUUUACUGUGCAAACAAUGGAAAAUAUAAAAAUCUAGCCGUAUGGAAAAAGUGCCUUGGAACGUCGGGACAAACGCUAAAUCAGGCAGCAAAAAAGAAAAAACUAUGCCGAGAUGAAGUUUUAGAUGUCACCGAAUUUUUAAAUGAAUUGAAAAUAUAAAAUAAUUUUAAAUUCUCAAAAAUCAA
Molecule: messenger RNA, 2169 nt
Organism: Musca domestica (house fly)
Lineage: Eukaryota; Metazoa; Arthropoda; Insecta; Diptera; Muscidae
Product: eEF1A lysine and N-terminal methyltransferase homolog
Exons: 10
Coding region: 128-2143 (671 amino acids)
Source: RefSeq, a predicted model, not a curated record